AUGAGAAUUACAACUUACCACUCAAAGCGAGCUUUCAGCUCCUUUACCUCUAUAAAACAAGAGCCAAGUGAACAUCCUAUCAAAUUCCAACUUGACAAGGAGUGCAAGUCUAAUCAAGAACAAGUUGGCAAAACACUCGAAGAAUAUUCACAAAAGUCGCCUUUAGUUUUGAUAACCAAUGAGAAGGACAAAGAAGAGCAAGUCAAUUGCUUCACUGCCUUCAUUGACGAAAGCAACGAGUCCAUCAAUAAAGAAAUAAAGGGAAGAAAUCAGCACUCUAUAUUUGGCAAAGUCUGGCUCAAGUUCAAACCUAGAAAGAAAAGCAGUUCUCGUACUAUUUCCACCUCUUUUAUAUCGACCGAGGAGGUAGAUUUGCCCCACAAGUCCAAAACAGUGGCUGGGUUUCCAUUUCAUCAACACUCAGCACAAGUGCCAACACUGGCGCGGUCUCAAACGCCAAUUAUCGCAUCAACAACGUCGUGGAGACGCAGAAUCUUUCACAAGUACAAUGCCAUAUCCGUGUUUAAGCCGUUUGCAACUACUUCUAACAAUUGUGCGUUUGAGAAAGAACAAGAUGUUUUGUCACAAUCAUCCAUGUACAUUGAAUCUCCUCGGAUGGAUUUUGUUUCCCCACCUACUCCAAAACCAAUGAGAAGUAUUGAUUCGGUACAUGUAAUUAAUCGGAAAACCAGAAAUGAUCAAAUUAAAUGUGAAGGAGAACAAUUGAGAGAGUCUGAUGAGACAAGACGGAUGCGAGAGACGAGUUUCUUGCCUAUUGAUCCUUUUGGUGAUUUAGAGAUCUGUAGUAGCUUACGUGCUCUCUACGAGAAUAGCUUUUUCAAGUCUCAUGCCAGGCAACCUAUUGAUUAUGAUAACUCACAAAUUACCGACGAAACACUAAACGUGGCAGCAUUAGCCAAUGCUUUUUCCCUGUCGCCACACCCCCUCCCUGCUGCUGCUGCUGCUGCCAUGACUUCUUGA
Molecule: messenger RNA, 981 nt
Organism: Lodderomyces elongisporus
Lineage: Eukaryota; Fungi; Ascomycota; Pichiomycetes; Serinales; Debaryomycetaceae
Exons: 1
Coding region: 1-981 (326 amino acids)
Source: RefSeq, a predicted model, not a curated record